Molecule: messenger RNA, 2201 nt
Organism: Notolabrus celidotus (New Zealand spotty)
Lineage: Eukaryota; Metazoa; Chordata; Actinopteri; Labriformes; Labridae
Product: adenosine receptor A2a-like
Exons: 5
Coding region: 537-1907 (456 amino acids)
Biological process (GO): adenylate cyclase-activating G protein-coupled receptor signaling pathway; G protein-coupled adenosine receptor signaling pathway
Cellular component (GO): membrane
Molecular function (GO): G protein-coupled adenosine receptor activity
Source: RefSeq, a predicted model, not a curated record
UACUCACCGCGGGUUGCAUCUCACAGGACUUACAACUUGUCAUGCUUUCGGUGUAUUUUUUUUAAACUCCUUGUUAAUUCUCGAGAUAAAUCUAUCAUGUCAUGGUGUUCUUUUACUUUUUUACUUUCGCUGCCUGCCAAGAAAGACAUCACCUGAACACACUUAUACGCUCAUAACAAGACCAUUGCUCUUACUCUGGCAGCCCUCCAGACAUUUCCUCCUCAGUAUUCUGCAGCCGUCUGUGACAUAUUUCACCAACCUGAACACAAAAGAGACAAAGACAUUGCACAGACACAGAGGAAGACUAACAGACUGGUAUAGUGUGUGCAACAGUACAAGGUGCAAGUGAAGUCAGGCAUUGCAACUGUGAUGUUUGUGCUGGGAACUUCCUGCUUUGGCUAUCCUCCCAUGACACAAUCACUCUUCCCCUAAAUUGGGCCAUGUUGUUUGAAAAGCAGUUGUUUUGUCUAAAAACACAAGUGACUGAGCCUGUGGGAUGAAAGUGGAACAAAAACAAGAAAGUGGAAAGACUAACCAUGCUGAGGGAUGACCAGCUGGUAUAUAUAAUCCUGGAGCUGGUGAUCGCUUUACUGGCCGUGACUGGGAAUGUCCUGGUGUGCUGUGCCGUCUUCCUCAACUCUAACCUGCAGAGCAUCACCAACUUCUUUGUAGUGUCUCUGGCAGUGGCUGAUAUCGCUGUGGGGCUGCUGGCAAUUCCAUUCGCUAUCACUAUUAGUACCGGCUUCUGUGCCAACUUCUUUGGCUGCUUGUUCAUCGCCUGCUUCGUCCUCAUCCUCACCCAGAGCUCCAUCUUCAGCCUGUUGGCUAUCGCUGUGGACCGCUACAUCGCCAUCAAGAACCCACUCAGGUACAGCGGCCUGGUGACCGGGCAGAGGGCAAAGGGCAUCAUCGCCCUGUGCUGGUUUUUCUCAGUAGGCAUCGGAUUGACACCGAUGCUGGGCUGGAACAGAGGUUCGAAUGCCACCGCUGCCACAAACAGCAAAAUCUGCCCUGAGGGCCUGACAGUGUGCCUGUUUGAAGAAGUGGUUACCAUGGACUACAUGAUCUACUUCAACUUCUUCGGCUGUGUGCUGAUGCCCCUGAUGAUAAUGUUGGUUAUCUAUGCUCAUAUUUUCAUGGCUGCUCGGAGACAGCUCCGCCUGAUGGGACUGAAAGUUGCAAACGUGCCUACACCAGGAGGGGUGACUUCAACGUCCGGCACUUCUCGCUCCACCCUGCAGAAGGAAGUGCAUGCAGCCAAAUCUCUAGCCAUCAUUGUUGGUCUUUUUGCUCUAUGUUGGCUUCCUCUGCACAUUAUCAACUGUUUUAACCACCUGUGUGAGGGCUGUGGGCGUUCACACGUGUGGGUCAUGAACAUCGCCAUCAUCCUCUCUCAUGCUAACUCUGUUAUAAACCCAUUGAUUUACGCUUACCGCAUUCGAGAGUUCAGACAGACUUUUCGGAAGAUCCUAUAUCAGCACAUUCUUCGGCGAAGGGGCAGACAUGAUUUGGGGGUUGGUAAUGGGGAAAGCAGGGGUGUCAGGAGCAACAGCGUCAUGAGGACUUCCUCUGGUGUCAGUAAAGAGGGUUCAUCGAGUGGCACAGUGGUGAAUAGCUACGUGCUGGAUUCAAGUCCUGGUGGAACUCCCAAAAAAUCUCAUGAAGCCUCCUGCCAUUGGACAUCAAGCAGCUCUUUACCCAACGGACACAAAGUAAUGGGUAGCAACCUUUCAGUUAUACAGUCGUGCAUUGUGGGUUAUGCUCCUCAGGAUGGAGUGAAGAGUGGAACAACUGAUGUGUUGGAGGUGAAAGACAGUGGGUCAUGCAUUUCUUUCGUGAACGUUCAGGCUUUCUCUCAUAAACAGACUGAGUGUGAACGCUCUACAGAGCUAACAGAAGUCUCCUGACAAAGAUAUUUAAAAAUAUUGAUUGCUAUAUCUAUAUGCAAGCAUAGCACUAAAAAUGAUGAAUGAAGCCUCAACAAAUUAAAAGCAAAUUUUCCUUUGGUAUUUUGAAGGCUGAAUAUUUGUCAAACUGCUUUUCCAUCUACAACAAGCAAUUAAACUGUACUCUCUUGCAAUGCAACACUUUAAAUCCUUAAACUCUUGAACUACAACUUUUGAAAAUGCUGUAUCAGGUAAUUUUUUUAAUGCUCGUCUGAAGUAUUGUAACUCGACAGAGAAUUAAAAGUCUUAAAUAUG